AUGGCAGCAGAUCCCUCUGAUAACGCCGUAAUCACCAAACAAAGCCUGAAGAGAUACCAUGAGGACGAUCGCCAGCAUGACAGAAACGUCCGAGAUUUGUUGUUGACGCCUCCUGGGGAACAUGAUCAAUCUGAAAUACCCCAGAGUAACAGUCACGCCUUAUCCCGCUCCAGAGCUCACGAAGAUAUCUACGGCCAACUCUUUUGUGCAUCUGUGGAACUGAAGAUUUGGGGUGUCGCUGCACGAGGCUUACGGUUACGAAGCCCACCGACGGUGUUCCCGGAAUAUACUAAGCCAGGAGAGGACGCGUAUGUCUACCGAGACUUCCAGUUCUGGACCUCUGGUUUUUUCCCAGGAAGUCUGUAUCUGCUACUUGAGCGAAGGAGGAAAUACGAGAACAUACUGUCUACCACGGUACAGUCGACGCCGAAGCUCAACACACUGCAACUAGAGUUUGCAUGUCGAUACUGGACGGAUACCUUGCACCAAAACGCACACCUCACCAACACACACGAUCUCGGCUUUAUGAUCAUGCCAUGGGCGAAAGUGGCCUACGAGCUGAACCAUGAUCUCCGCGCCCUAGAGACAAUCAAGACUUCCGCCAACAGCUUGUUCUCCCGCUUUGACAGGCGGAUUGGAUGCAUCAGGUCUUGGAACAAGUGUAUCACGAAGAAGUAUAAUUUCUACGAUAUGGACUCAGACUUCAUGGUCAUCAUUGACAAUAUGAUGAAUCUCGAUCUCCUUUUCUACGCAGCCUCGAAGACGGGCAAUAAAGAUAUGUUUACCGCUGCUCUUGAGCACGCGCGUACGACCGCACGCACACACAUACGCGCAGAUGGCUCGACCACCCAUCUUGUAGUUUUUAAUACUCAGGACAGUGAAAUCAAGCACCGGCUGACGAACCAAGGAUAUUCCCACGACUCGUGUUGGGCGCGCGGUCAGUCCUGGGCGAUCGCAGGGUUCGCAGAGACAUACACUUGGACACGCGAUACCGAGUUCUUGGGCGUAGCCUGCCAAUGUGCUGAUUACUUUAUGAGUCGGUUAUCAGCUCCCGGGAUUGUGCCGUGGGACUUUGACGCACCGGUUGCUGAAGAUGCUUCGCAGCCACCAGAUGUUAGCGCCGCAAUGGUCGCCGCGUACGGGAUGCUGCUGAUCCACCAAGCGCUUACGGCACUUGGAAGGAGUUCACAGUAUUUGCAAGAUGCCUUAACAAUCAUUCGAUCAGCUUGCAUCCAUCAUAUCAACCCACCAGCCAGCUUGGUGGCCCGUGACGAGGUGGUGGAGACCGUCGAGUGUGGCAAGACUGUCCAAACCAGCUUGGAUGUGGAUAUGGGCAAGGGCGACACAAUUCUGAAGGGCGCGACCAUUAACAACUAUGAGUUCGCACCAAGGAAAUGGGCAGACCACGGCUUAGUCUAUGCCGACUAUUUCUUCUUGCUUGUGGGGAACAAGUUGCUGGAGAUGGGAAUUGGACCAGCAAACAUGGAUAACUUCGCAGCCUAG
Molecule: messenger RNA, 1503 nt
Organism: Didymella exigua CBS 183.55
Lineage: Eukaryota; Fungi; Ascomycota; Dothideomycetes; Pleosporales; Didymellaceae
Product: glycoside hydrolase family 88 protein
Exons: 4
Coding region: 1-1503 (500 amino acids)
Biological process (GO): polysaccharide catabolic process
Molecular function (GO): chondroitin hydrolase activity
Source: RefSeq, a predicted model, not a curated record